GAGAUUUUGAUUCUUUUUCCAGAACGAAUAAGCAAGAAGAAGAAGAAGAUGUUGGAUAAAAAAAAAUCUUAUGCGACAAGAUUGACAGGAUUAAAGAAGAAAGUUCAUGAGUUCUCUACAUUAGUUGAUGUUGAUGCUUGUAUGCUUGUCUAUGGCGGACCUAAACAGAGGGGUUCUCAUCAUCGCCGUCGUGAUGAUCAGCCCGAGACAUUCCCUGAGAAUCGACGCGAUGUGAUUCGAAUUGUGAAUCGUUAUCUUGGUAUUCCUAAGGAAGAACGUGUUAAAAGACACGAAAAACUAUCUGAUGAUAAUGGAAAGAACAAGAUUGAAGAAGAAGAUGAUGAUAAUAAGGAUGAAUUAGUUAAUAACCAGAAAAGAGGUAAUGGGAGUAAUUCUGAUGGGUUAGAAUGGGAUGAUCAGUACGACAAGUUAAGUGCUGAUGAACUUCAACGGCUGAUUGACUCUGUGGAGUCCAAGAUUGGAAUUAUUGAUGAGAAAAUUCAGGUCAUGGAAAACCCUAGAAGUGGUGGAGUUUCUGAUCCUAGGGUUGUUGCUAAUGAUACAACUCAGGGAAUUAGUAAUAAUAAUAAUAAUAAUAGUAUGCUGAUGCAGAUGCAGAUGCAACCAAUAUAUGUUCUUCAACCUGCCUUCAAUCAGAAUCUUGCUGCUGCUAACAAUGGUUCUACUGGAAUGGUGCCAAUGGGGGUACCAAUGGGGAUGAUAAAUCCGAUGAGUACAGCUAACGGGGAGAAUGUACCGUAUCCCAUCAUUCCAAUGGUUCCAAUGAUGGCAGCCCGACCAACUGGAAGAGACAAUAUGGUUCCGAUGAUGGCAGUCCGACCAAGUGGAAGAGACAAUAAUAACCAGGAGGUAUAUGGAAAUCAUCAAGGCCAGCAAGUUGCGUAUUUUGUGCCUCAGGCUGGAAAUAACCAAGGGCAGCAGGUUGCGUAUAUUGUGCCACAGGCUGGAAAUAACCAAGGGCAGCAAGUUGGGUAUUUUGUGCCACAGGCUGGAAAUAACCAAGGGCAGCAGGUUGCAUAUAUUGUGCCGCAGGCAUUCGUCCAGCCAACGCCUUCGACGAGGUCGUUUAUACCAGAUUUGAUGCCUGGUGCUUCAGAUGCAUAAGAACAACCUUUUUGAUGAUUGUCAGGGUUCUUAGGCUGAGUACAAGACUAGUGAGUUCUCAAGUUCAUGCUGCAUGUUUUUCAACCUUGGAAACAUGUCAGGGGUUAGAGGUUUUAGCUUCUAUAUUUUUUUUGGUCUCAGAAAACACUUGUUCAAAGUUAUUCUAUAGAUGAUUUGUGUAUUGAUGUAAUGAAAGACAAAAUCCUUAUUGAGUAGUAUAUGUUUUCUCGUAAAGUAACGAUGUCGUUAACAAUUGCAUAAGACAU
Papaver somniferum (opium poppy) is the source of this 1391-nucleotide messenger RNA. RefSeq lists its product as uncharacterized. The record is from RefSeq and is a predicted model, not a curated record. Gene Ontology annotation, molecular function: DNA binding; protein dimerization activity. The transcript has a single exon. NCBI's taxonomy places the organism in Eukaryota, Viridiplantae, Streptophyta, Magnoliopsida, Ranunculales, Papaveraceae. The coding region runs from base 49 to 1125 and encodes 358 amino acids.